Molecule: messenger RNA, 4370 nt
Organism: Callithrix jacchus (white-tufted-ear marmoset)
Lineage: Eukaryota; Metazoa; Chordata; Mammalia; Primates; Cebidae
Source: RefSeq, a predicted model, not a curated record
CUCCCUGGGGCGCACGUCAGUCAGGAGGCGGAAGCGCAGCGGGGGCGGGAAGGUUGUAGUGCUGCGAGUUGAGCUCCUUUUGCCUAAGUGGUCGCGCCCCCUUUAAGAGCAGCUAUUGGAAGUCGAGGCGGUCCCGGCGUCCUAGCGUCCCAGGAGAGGGUCUUGCUCAUCUUGGAUCUCCCCAGGAUUUAGUACGAAAGCACGAAGUUUGGAAACCGGCAACCCAAAGACCCUGGGGAUGGUCUCCUCAUCUAUAAAAUGGUGAUAAAUAAAUUAAGGAACUAAUUUCGAGCAUCUUACACAGUGUAUGGUGCAGAGCAGAUGAUUGUGAAGUGCUGACCAACUGCCACUGGACAUAAUUGAAACAAAAUAGGAAAAUGGCAGCAAACUCUUCAGGACAAGGCUGGAGUGCAAUGGCGUGAUCUCAGCUCACUGCAACCUCUGCAUCCCGGGUUCAAGCGAUUCUCCUGCCUCAGCCUCCCAAGUAGCUGGGAUUACAGGUUUUCAAAACAAAAAUAGAGUUGCAAUCUUGGCAGAACUGGACAAAGAGAAAAGAAAACUACUUAUGCAGAACCAGUCUUCAACAAAUCAUCCUGGAGCUAGCAUUGCACUCUCGAGACCAUCCCUUAAUAAGGACUUCCGGGAUCACGCUGAGCAACAGCAUAUUGCAGCGCAACAGAAAGCAGCUUUGCAGCACGCUCAUGCACAUUCUUCUGGAUACUUCAUAACUCAAGACUCUGCAUUUGGGAACCUUAUUCUUCCUGUUUUACCUCGCCUUGACCCAGAAUGAAGAAAAUAUUUGUGAUGGAAAAAUGACUUUGUAAUAGCAAAUGCCAAAGCUACUAUCAUUCAGUGCUAGAUGAACUGUGACUUUCAGAAUUUUGGUGAACUCUGAUAUUUUUUGUUUGUCUAAAAGAAAGGAAUGUGGAAGUGAAAGCAGAGAAAGGAUAACCAGAUGAUGAGAGCUGUGGAAGCUGUGGACACAAGGAAUCGAUUGUGUACCGUGACUGUAACUCUUUUUGUGAUGCUGUUUAACUCUCAAUCGGAUUCUGAAUUGGAUGGUCACAAAAUCAGUCCCCAACCCCUACCAAGUUUGACUGAAUAUAUCAUGUCCACAGUAGAUUUUCAAGAAUCAUUUAUAGUACUUAACUUUAAAGAAACAAGGUGCUUUUAAAAAAUGAACCAAUAGGCUUAAAUCAGUUACAUCCAUAUUUGCUCUUUAUAGGAUUGGUGUCAGUGCACCUUUCGAGUUUAUAGUCAACAUGUAUCAUCCUGAAAUAUUCUUUCUGAAUCAUAACUACAUCCUCUCUCUCACUUUAAAGCAAACCCCAAGAAUCAGUUACUAACCAGUCUUAACCAUCUUUUAUAAACAUACGCCCUUAUAAAUGAUGUGACUAAAUGCAGUUAAAACUAAUAGGAAAUGUAGUGGUUUUUGUACAUCCUUUUAACUUAGUGUCACCACAUAAAUGGUGAGUUUGCGUGGUCCUAGUGUCCAUUUUUGUUCUAACUGAAAACGUAAUGGCUGGGUGUGGUGGCUCAUGCCUGUAAUCCCAGCACUUUGGGAGGCCGAGGCAGGCAGAUCACUGGAGGUCAGGAAUUUGAGACCAGGCUGGCCAACAUGGUGAAACCCUGUCUCUACUAAAAAUACAAAAAUUAGCCAGGUGUGGUAGUGCUCGCCUGUAAUCCCAGCUACUUGGGAGGCUGAGGCAGGAGAAUCACUUGAACCCAGGAGGCAGGGAUUGCAGUGAGUCAAGAUGGAGUCACUGCACUCCAGCCUGGGUGACAGUGAGACUUCAUCUCAAAAAAAAAAGAAAAAAGAAAAGAAAAAAACUUAUCAUGCAAGUUGAGCUCCUUUUUUAAUUACUUUAAGUAGGAAGGAGUUUAGGUUAAGAAAGUCUCUCAAAAUGACCCAUAUUUAGCAGUAUCUGGGGUGCUUAUUUAAAUAUGCAGUCCCAUUGCCCUACCCUAGUCCUACAGAAUUAGAAUCUGAUUCAAAAUAAAGUCUGAAAACCAUGAAAUAGAGAAUUUUAUGAAACAUCUUGUACAAAUUUUCAUGAUGUAUUUAUAUAGGCAUGGGUUUGUAGAACCCUGAAACUUAGAGGUCAUUUAGCUAAAAUCUACAUUUCUUUUUAACUUUUAAUAGGAUUGAAAUGAUAUUUUACACUGUAUCAUAGAUAGACUAUUUUAUAUAACUUUUUGUAACUGACUUCAUCUUAGCCUCAAGUCCCAUCCUCUCUGGUGGUAGGGUAAAAACUGAAAAUUCCAGUUUGGGUCAAUAUUUAGUGAAAGUUCUACUUUCUUUUCAGAGAGUUUCUUCUCCCCCUUCUUCCUUAGAUAUUUUCACCAAACACAGCCCCAUCCUACUCAAACCAAGGGAAGCAAGGGUGGACAAUUCUAGAAUUGGCUGUGCCAUGUAGGUUUUUUUGAGAAUUUGAACUGAUUUCCUUCAUUUUGAUGAGGUGGCAACUGUCCCCAUUGUAAUGGUCACCAUUACAGCGAGGACAGCCUUACUUUUGCAGCUGCAGAGCUCCUCAGGGGGCCUCUGGCUCCUGUCCUUCCUCAGGUCCAUCCAGCUACUCCUUGGGCCUCCUUAUGGUAGCCCUCACAGUCUUGAGGUAAUUUCACUAGGCUUCUGCUCUCUGUGAUCUACAACAUAACUGACAUGGUUCUAAAUCUGUCUCUAGGGAAAUAACAAAUUAGUAUAUUUUCUACACUAUUGAAGCCUCUACCUAAUGUAUGACUUUUGUAGCUCAGGUAAAGAGACCUUUUUACCAGUGGUAUCCUUUCUAGUUUGUUAGCCUUUUAAAUAGAUGUGGUCUAAAUCCUGGCUAGGAAGCACUUCUCCACCCCUCUGCUUUGAGUCACAAAUUCAAUUUCCUAUGUAUUUAUUAAUACCUACAGAUAAAGCACUGUGCUUUGGGGGACACAAAGGUGACUGGCACCUGCUCUUUUAGGAGGUCACAGUGCAGAGGAUCCUAUUCUGGCAUACCAGUAGUGUGUCCAAACCACAGCCUAGGCAACAUAGCAAGACCCCUGUCUCUACUAAAAAUUAAAAAAAAAAUAAAGAUUUGCUAAAUGUGCUGGUGCAUGUGUAUAGCCCCAGCCACUUCGGAGGCUGAGGUGGGAGGAUUGCUUGAGCCUGGGAGGUCGAAGCUGCAGUGAGCCAUGAUUGCACAACUGCACUCCAGCCUCAGCAACAGAGUGAGACCCUGUCUCUAAAUCAAUCAGGCAAGCCAGAAUGCAGUAGUGGCCUGAGAGGCAUCCUGGAACCUGGUGGGGUCUGGCUAGGCUUAGAUGUGUUCAUGUGAUUUUACUUGGCAAGGGAAGGAAGAGCUGCUCCACGUGCAGAGCAAGGUUUCAGAAUGAGAAGUGCAGGCACUGCAGAGGGCGGGGGAAAGGGCAGCAGUGGACUGGGAAGCCCUCAGGUAGAGUUCAGCAUUUCUUCCCUCAGUGGGGAUGAGUUUCAUGAACUCAGUGCAUGUCCCUCCCUCUGUAAGAUGAGAACAGCACAUACUCUGGCUAUGUCAGAAAUUGUCUAGUAUUUUUCAAAGUGAAGCCUCAACCCAUUACUGAGUUGAGAAGCCAACUUAAUGGUUGACCAGGCUGUGACCAGCAUUUAAAAAAAUAAAAAUAAAAAACAUCUUUAGUUUACUGCAUGUAGAAAUAGGUGGUUUUGCCUCUUGAAUCUUCUGUUUCUGUGUGUUCAUGUAUGUGUAUAUUUUACUUUGUAUUGUUGGUUUUUUAAGGUACAGAGUCUUGCUCUGUCAUCCAGGCUGGAGUGUAAUGGCAGAGUCAUAGCUCACUGUCAGACUCCUCCAAUCCCUGGGCUCAAGCAAUCCUCUACCCUUAGACUCCCAAGUAGCUGGGACUACAGGCACAUGCCACCAUGCCCAACAAAUUUUUUUAUUUUUGUAGAGACAGCAUCUUGCUAUGUUACCCAGGCUGGCCUUGAACUCUUGGCCUCAAGCAGUCCUCUGGAUGCUUCCACCUCGGCCUCCUAAAGUGCUGAGAUGACAGGUGUGAGCCACUGCACCUGGCUUACUUACUUUGUCUAUUGUCUGUUCCAUUAGAAUGUAAAGUCUUGGCAAGAAUUUUUGUUUAUUUCCUUCUCUUCCUUUCCUUUCUUCCUCUUUUACUUUGUUCACUACUGUAUUCCACAUAAAAUAUAUUUGGCAUAUAGUAGGUGCUCAAUAUGUUAAAGGAAGGAAUGAAAGAAUUUAUAUGACUUGAGUUGCAAUAUAAAAUGUAUAUUUUUUUUUACUGUGAGUUAUGACUGAAAAAAAAAAAAAAAACCUUUGAAAGCACUUCUAAAUAAUGCAGAUGUCAGUGCUUUGUAUGACCCUGGAAUAAAAACUGAAAUGACUCAGUAA